CGGAGCGGCCCCGCACGGCCAUGGCCAUGGCGUGGCGAGCGGCCCCGCGGGCGGCGGCGCGGCUGCUGCUGGGGCGCCGGGGGAUCGCGUCCUGCAUCGACCCAUCCACUGGACUCACUGAGGAUCAGAAGGAAUUCCAAAAGGUUGCCCUUGAUUUUGCUGCCAAGGAGAUGUCUCCUUACAUGGCCGAGUGGGAUGAGAAGGAAAUAUUCCCUGUGGAAACCAUGAGGAAGGCAGCCCAGCUGGGAUUUGGUGGGAUCUAUGUGAAACCAGAUGUUGGUGGCUCUGGAUUGUCACGGCUUGACACCUCCAUAAUCUUUGAAGCUUUGUCAACAGGAUGUACCAGCACCACUGCUUACAUGAGCAUCCACAACAUGUGUGUUUGGAUGAUCGACACCUUUGGCAACGAGGAGCAGCGGCACAGGUUCUGCCCAUCUCUCUGUAGCAUGGAAAAGUUUGCCUCUUACUGCCUGACUGAGCCAGGGAGUGGCAGUGAUGCAGCUUCCCUGCUGACCUCAGCUCAGAGGAAAGGGGACACCUACAUCCUCAAUGGCUCCAAGGCCUUCAUCAGCGGGGGAGGUGACACCGAUGUGUACGUGGUCAUGUGUCGCACAGGGGGCCCAGGCCCCAAGGGCAUCUCCUGCCUCGUGCUGGAGAAGGGAAUGCCAGGGCUCAGCUUUGGCAAGAAGGAGAAGAAGGUAGGCUGGAAUUCCCAGCCAACUCGGGCUGUGAUCUUUGAGGACUGCGUUGUUCCUGUGAGCAACCGGCUGGGAGCUGAAGGGCAGGGAUUCAACAUCGCCAUGCAGGGCCUCAACGGAGGCAGGAUAAACAUCGCUUCUUGCUCGUUGGGAGCUGCUCACGCCUCGGUUCUCCUGGCUCAGGAGCACCUCACUGUCCGCAAGCAGUUCGGGGAACCCCUCGCCAGCAACCAGUACCUGCAGUUCAGGCUGGCAGACAUGGCCACCCGGCUGGUGGCCGCGCGGCUCAUGGUGCGCAACGCGGCGCGGGCGCUGCAGGAGGGCCGGGAGGACGCGGCCGUGCUCUGCUCCAUGGCCAAGCUCUUCGCCACCGACGAGUGCUUCGGGAUCUGUAACCAGGCUCUGCAGAUGCACGGCGGCUAUGGCUACCUGAAGGAUUACGCCGUGCAGCAGUUCGUGCGAGACAUCAGAGUGCACCAGAUCCUGGAAGGUACCAACGAGGUCAUGAGGAUGAUUGUGGCCAGGAAUCUGCUACAGGGCUGAAGCCAGAAGCCUUCAAAUCCCUCCAUGUGUGCCAGCCCGGCCUGUUUCCCUCCCCUGCUGGCCAGCUCUGUCCCUGGGAGUGCAGAGGGGGAUGCCCCAGUGGAAACAGCCUUCCUGCCUUACCCACAGCUGGCUGGCACAGCUGCACGCCGUGCCUGGCACCAGGCUGGCGUUGUGCAGCCAGAAAUCACAGCUGUCAAUACAAGCCUGUCUCCAAACCCUGCUCCUGGCCUGCCUGCCACACAUCCCCCUUGGAAAAACAAACCCAGAGCUGCUGCUCGCCUCUGAAAUGGGAAUCUCAGGCAGAGGUGAGCCCAUGGGAUCACUGAAAUCUUUAUUUUGAAGGAAUUAACUGCUCACAGCGCCCCAGAUGAUCACAGGCUCUAACCAGAAGGGUUUUUAUCCCAGGAUGCCUCUCCUUUAGCUAGAAGCACUCCCUCUUUUCCCAGCAAAUUUUUCCUAAGGUUUCCUAAACUUUUCCCAGCCACUGCUUGUUCUCUGUAUUCCCACAUCUUGGUGCCUAAUCUCAGAGAAGCCUUUGCAACACAAAAGUGCAAAUGAAAUACUAAGGUUAUGUACAGAAAUAUUGAGUUCUGUGGCCUCCAAUCAGUGAGGCUGUGAACAAUGUAAGGGGAGUAAAAAUAUUGAUAAAUUAAAUUGUUUUUUCCUCUCUGAUUUGGAAUCAAUAAAGCAAAGAUGGAAAUGUUA
Molecule: messenger RNA, 1949 nt
Organism: Melospiza melodia melodia
Lineage: Eukaryota; Metazoa; Chordata; Aves; Passeriformes; Passerellidae
Gene: ACAD8
Product: acyl-CoA dehydrogenase family member 8
Exons: 11
Coding region: 21-1241 (406 amino acids)
Biological process (GO): lipid metabolic process
Cellular component (GO): mitochondrion
Molecular function (GO): acyl-CoA dehydrogenase activity; flavin adenine dinucleotide binding
Source: RefSeq, a predicted model, not a curated record